This is a messenger RNA of Sipha flava (yellow sugarcane aphid), 2587 nucleotides long. RefSeq lists its product as uncharacterized. Bases 599 to 2473 code for a protein of 624 amino acids. Lineage: Eukaryota; Metazoa; Arthropoda; Insecta; Hemiptera; Aphididae. The record is from RefSeq and is a predicted model, not a curated record. The transcript has 9 exons.
AAAAAAUGAUGAUGUCAUCAUCGUACUUGGGCGCAGCCAGCCUACCGCGUGUCAGUGUAUUCGUUCGUUUUCGAGUUUCGCCGCCGCAAAUGCAUCAGUCACUCGACGGGGAAAAAAUUACCCGCCGUGAAUUGUCUGCGAAGUCUAUCAGCUGAUGACAGUAGGGCGGCGGCGAGGGUAACAUUGGGAUAGGUGGCGGGAGAAUUCACACGCAACGCUGCCGCCGCAAAACCAAAACAAACGCUAACGGUCCGGUUGAUAAACAUUGAACCAUUCAGAAGAUUAUAAUCGUGUCUCUAACUCGCGUUAUAAUAAUUCGUAUGGUUUAAAAUAUAUUAAGUAAUUAAGAAUUCUGAUUAGAUUAUUUCUAUUUAAAAUAAAGUAUUUAUAAAUACAUACGAUUGGCAUGUAUAUCACUGUGCAUGGUGUUUUUUUUUCUUUUUGUCACUAACUACUUUUACAUUCUUAUGGUGUGUCGCCAAGUACGAAAUAGAGUGAUGACAAUCACUACGUCUUCUGACGAUUACACGAGACACGUUUCCGUGGUAUUUUGACGGUAAACCCUAGUCGACACACAGAGUUCGUGAACAGCGACGAAAUGAUGGUCGAUUUGGUCCAGUACUAUGAGUACUCAAACAAGCUCAUCUCGUCCGUAUCCGUCUUCAAUUCGUUCAUAUUCACUACCGACGACGGCUUGUUGAUCAUCGAUUUGCAAUCGGACCUCUUCAGACCGUCUGCCGAUUUCAAGGUAUUCCGCAUGUCGCUCGAUUACUCAAAAGAAAAACCGUUUGAGGAUAAGAACUUCAAGGAAAUACGCUUCCAAGGACCGGUAAUAUGUCAAGAACAUAAUUUAACUGUGUUACCCGACAGUCAUCAUUUAAAUGUCAUUUAUAUGGGAAGUAAUAGCAAUAUUGUUUUCUUGGAAAAAAAAAAUAAUGAGUGGAUAGAAAAUUUAAGUGAUUUACCCCAAAAAUGGUUCAUGAUUGUUUCAAAAAAACCUGAUUUCUUAAUAAACAAAACUAAUAUUAACAUCCUCAAAAUGGAAAACCAAAUUUUUUAUUAUUGUCGAGAAAAAGAAAAAGAAUUACAAAUUAAAAGUUUUGUUUUUACUCACAUCUUGAAAUAUGAAAAUGGAACUGAAGUUUAUGGAACAAUAUGUUGUCAUUUAAAUAAUAAAUUGACAUUUUGGUUAACUACAUCAAAAAAAUCUUCAUUUUUGACUGAGUAUGAAUUUCAUAGUGCUUGUAUAAAGUACAUGAAAUGGUUUCGUAUCUCAAAUGAAUUAUCAUGGUUAUUGAUUUUUUUGACAACUGGUCAAAUUUAUGUUCAUGAAAUAUGUCAAUAUCCUAAUGUGCAAAAUACUUUUUAUUUGUGGUCAGAUGAAGACUGUGCCUAUGUAAAAAAUAUUUGGAUAGAAUGCAUCUCAAAUAAUAAAUGUUUGAUAUUUUUAACAAAAAUGUCAUUUGUAUUGAUUAUAUUGUAUUCAUUAACUGAAAAAAAAAUUUUAUCAUCCAAAAAAGAAAUGAUUCCUAAAACUGCAUUCAUACCAGGUAUUACAUUCAUAGUAGAAAAAAAUUUGUUACUUCUAGUAACAGAUGUUGGUAAAUUUAUUUGUAUGUAUAUUUCUACUACAAAUUCAGAAGUGACUUAUACUUUAAAGACAAUAAAUAAUAAUUUCAAGAAACAAGUACAAAAAUUUACAUGCACAUCAGUUAUUUUUUCAAAAAAUCAGUGCGCUUGUGUUUUAACAUUUGAAUGCAACUUAGCUAAAUAUAGUAAAAAUGAUGGUCAGAUUAAAAAUAAACUUGUAUUUUGUGUAAUUCCUGAAAACUUAAUAGAACUAGAAAAUAAAAUUUUAUCCGUGACUAAUAACAAAUAUGAUGAUGUUAUUGAUUGUCUUGAGUCUUUGAGGAUAAUUAGAAUGAAUGAUUUAAGUAAUGAAUUAUUUGAGUUUGAUAGGAAAUCCUUAGACAAAUGUUCCAUUCAAUAUCUUAAACUUACUUAUUGGAAAAUAGCAUUUAAAAAUAAUAAAAGUAAACACGAUGAAAAUAUUUUAAAAGAAUUGCAAAUGUUACUUCAUAUGAAUUACUUAAUUAACUGUUAUUCUAAGAAAAAAUGUAGUAAUGUGGAGCAAUAUUAUUGCCGAACAAUGCUAUCACAUUACAAUAAUAAGUUACCUGAUGAAUAUGCUCAAAUUAAAUCAGAGGCUACUAGAUUAAUUUGUUUGUUUAUUGAUGCCAAACAUACUUACUUUUGCAACACAUGUGAGCGAGUACUGAUGACAUUUACAGACUUUAGAAUGUUCAUUUGUGAAAAGGAACACAAAGAACUUAGAUGUCCGGUCACAUUAGGACCACUAGGUUUACCAUGUUUGGUAUGUUCAAUGUGUAAAACCAUGGCUAAUGUUAAUGCAAAAAAUCAAGUCUGCGUUUGGUGUUUUGGGAAGUAUUUACCAAAUGAAUUACUAUUCUAGUUAUUUGUAAAUAAAUGUAAUUACAAAUCAUGAUGACUGACAUUUAAACUUUUUACAUGGAACUAAAUAAUUGGCACUAAAAUGCAAGCUUGUAUACUAUUGUUUUUAUUAUAU